This is a messenger RNA of Melospiza georgiana, 3956 nucleotides long. RefSeq names its product SSX family member 2 interacting protein (gene SSX2IP). The record is from RefSeq and is a predicted model, not a curated record. The transcript has 14 exons. NCBI's taxonomy places the organism in Eukaryota, Metazoa, Chordata, Aves, Passeriformes, Passerellidae. Bases 983 to 2722 code for a protein of 579 amino acids.
UUUGUGUUUUAUGUGGAAAAAAUGCUCUUAUUUCCCAGCUUGUGCACUGAAUGUUUCAUUGCGUUCUUUAUAACUGCUGUGUUAAAAGAAGCAAAGAAUAUUUGUUUUCUGUAUGUUGGUCCUGUUUCUCCAGCUGUUUCCUCUUCUCGUUGAAAAGUCACAGCUUAUUAGUUUCUUGCAUGAAUGUAUUACUUGAUCUUUGUUGCACCAUAUUUAGGUAUAUUCUGUCUUCUUUUUUUUUUCAGGGCAGGUUGUAUCUCUGUGAGAUGUUUAAGGCAUAGGAGCUUAGUAUUCAUCAGGAGACAUUAUGGUGGUCUGUUCUGUCCUCUGUCCCAGGGUUCUGCUAACUGCCUGGGAGCUGUUAUUUCCAGAGACCAGUCAUAGGGACUGGCAUCUCUUCCUGCAUGACAAUGCCCAACUAGAGCCUGUUGGUUUAAGUGCAUGGCAGAGUUGUCUUUUUCAUUGCGCUUGUGUUUAUGAACAAGGAAUUUCAGCUGCUGGUUUUUAUUAUCCAUUUGUUCAGUUUGAGGACAACCUUCUGCAGUUUGUCAUUCAGCCUGUGUUUAUUUUUGUGAAUAACUCUGUGUAGUACAUGAGUAUAUCAUGUGUUAUGGAGAGAUGCUUGCACAGACCCCUUUGGAGCUCUAAUUUUUCUCUUUGUCACUUUCAUACACUGCUCAGCCAUCUAUAACUUGUUUGUACACUUUGCCCUUUCCAUUUAUAAUUGGUCAUUAAUAAAUUCCAUAACACCUUAAUUUAAGAGCUUUUGGAGGGAACAUUGUGAAAAGCUUUUUGAAAAUCCAGUUUUGCUGUCUUGCCCAGGUGUGUUGGGUGAUUCCUUCUUCCAGAGCACUGUGGCUGACUGGUUAGUGUUCCUUGCUUCCACAGAAGGAGAUGCCUACGUAACACACAUUGCCAGCAAUUGUACUGAAUACUUUGCUGCUGAACCAGUUGCUCAGGUACCCAGCCUGUCUCUGUUGCUAUGGGAGAUUGGAGGACUGUUACUGUGCCGCUGCUGUCGUCAGAUAGCAAAAAUAUAUUUCCAUAUACCUCAGAAAGGAAAUCUCCUGCAAGCAUGAGCUCAGAAGUGCUACGCUUGUCACUGCCUUCAGCCAAAAGCAUGCACAGCUUUUUCAGUGCCUUCUGCACAGAAGAGAAUAUUGAACAGAGUAUAUCCUAUAUUGAUAGGGAAUUAACAACGAUGGGGUUUCCCUCUAUUUAUGCGGAGUCCAAAGGAAAAGAAUUAGAUUUAGUGUCUAUGGUCAAUUGUAUGAAUGAAUUGCUUGUACUGCAGCACAAGAACCUCCGAGCUCAGGAAGAAAUAGAAAUACAGCAUCUCAAACUGGGGAGUGAUAUGGAUCACUUGCAGAACUGCUAUACUAAGUUAAAGGAACAGUUGGAAUUAUCUAAAAGGGAAAUAGUUGGGCUUCAGGAAAGAGACAGACAACUGCAAAGCAAGAACAGAAAUUUGCACCAGUUACUUAAAAAUGAAAAGGAUGAAGUUCAGAAGUUACAGAAUGUAAUUUCAAGUAGAGCUACACAAUACAAUCAUGAUAUGAAGAGGAAAGAGAGAGAAUAUAACAAAUUAAAGGAGCGCUUACAUCAGUUAGUCAUGAAUAAAAAGGAUAAAAAGUUAGCUAUGGAAGUUCUAAAUUAUGUUGGUAGAGCUGAUGGGAAGAGAGGUGCAUGGAGGACUGAUAAGACAGAAGCCAGAAACGAGGAAGAAAUGUACAAAGUUCUGUUAAGUGAUUAUGAACAACGCCAAAAACAGCUUUUACUGGAAAAUACUGAGCUAAAGAAAGUUCUUCAGCAAAUGAAGAAAGAUAUUAUUUCACUUCUUCCACCACAGAAACAAAAACCUAAAGAGAGAUCUGAAGAUGGGCCAGUGCUGUCAGACCAGGAGGAAGAUAUUGGAGAAUUAAACAAAGAGAAUAUGUGGGAAUUAUCUUGUGAAACUGUGCGAGAGCAGCUUACCAACAGCAUUAGAAAGCAGUGGCGAAUGUUGAAAAAUCACGUUGAAAAGCUGGAUAACCAAGUGUCACGUGGACAUUCAGGAGCUUUGAAUGAAAAAGAUGUCAUUUCAAGAGAAGACCAUGAGCUAGAAACUGGAAAGUUAGAGUUAGAGAUUCAGCAAUGUAAAGAAAUGAUCAGAACUCAGCAACAGCUCUUACAGCAACAGCUUACCUGUGAUGAUGACACCACUCUGUUACUACAAGACUGCUAUUUGUUGGAAGAAAGAGAGCGUCUCCAGGAAGAAUGGAGGCUGUUUCGAGAGCAAAAAAGGAAUUUUGAGAAGGAACGAAAAAGUUUUACAGAAGCUGCUAUUAGAUUAGGACUUGAGAGAAAGGCAUUUGAAGAAGAUAGAGGAGCAUGGCUGAAGCACCAGUUCUUAACUAUGACUGCUGAUUGCAAGUUUGAAAAUUCAGCAACUCCAAGUGCCUUCUUAAGAAGUGCUGACACAGACCUUCGUUUAGUGAGAUCUGCAUCUCAGCAAAAGAGACCUCCCUCUGUGUUGAGUACUACUGCUUCACCAGAGCCUUGCCAGAUAUCCCAGUACAUUACCCAAAACAGUGUUGCAUCAGAAAAACCUGCUGCAGAUUACUUGCCAAAUCUGUGGGUGGGAAGUGAUGGCAAAGAAGAAACUGAAGAAUGCACAAAGACAUGGGAAGACUCUGGACUCGACACUCUAUGUAGAAACUUGCACAUGGAACAGCUGCCUUAGACUUCUAGGGUUGCCUGCUGGGAUUUUUGUUAGAGACUUGUUCAUAAACUUAUCAUUCUAAAUGAAACAGAAUGCUGUGAGUUUGAUCAUUCUUCUGGAGGAUUAUGUGGUGAUCUGAAUCGUAGUGUGUUUCUAUGUGUGUGCACAUGGCUUUUAUUUUUUAGAUAAUUUUUUGCCUCUUUCUUGCAAGUCUUGAAAGAAAAUUUAAGAAUAUAUAAAAGCUUUGAUAUUUUUCUAGUAACAAAAGCUCUAAUUCUGUGAAUAAAGCAAUGGUCUGAAACUUUGACUGUAAUGAAAUACUGGAUCUUAAUGUUACCUUUCAUCACAGGCAGAGAUAGCACUUUUAGAAAUUGUUUAAUUAUUGGAAACAUUCAUUUAAGUCUCAAGUGUAACUGGCAUUAAAUCCUUUUUUGCCUCAACUUGAAUGUACAGUAUACUGUAGAUUUUUAACAAAACAGGUUCUAUAUUUAUUGUGUGAUUUGAAAAUACCUCUUUGAUAUCUCAAUGAUUUAAAGUGCAAAUCUUUAUAUAUGUGUAAAUAGAACAAGUGGUCAUGCUGAGAAACCAUGAAAUGAAACACAUGCAUACAUAAAUAUUAUUUUACAUGGCAUUUUAAAUUGUUUUCUAGUGAUACUCAGUUUACAGAUCCAUUAGGACUUUCAGUGGUUCAGUCAGGAACCAAAGUAUUUCAAAUGUGAACAAUAAAUGUGAAAUUCUAUUCUAAAAAACCCUGGUUCUAUGAUUUGUGUGCAGUAAACUUUUAAGCUACCACAGUUAUAGGGCUAUUUACAAUGUAUACAAAUCUGGUGCUGGUUUUGUGUUUUGUUUGGUUUUUUGUUUUAAUUGACUCCAGAAUGUUAUUUUUUGUGUAGCCUUGGGGAAGUCUCUUGUUUAUAAUGUAAUAAAAAUAGCCAAGUUAGAGGUAAGAUGUUUCAAGGUCUCCUUCACCUUACUCAGUGUGUGUGAUUUUCCUUGCCCAGUACAGAUCCAUCUUCUCCUGUUGGGUUUUUGUGCAUAUGUGAUCAUAUAUAGCUCUGAUCCUUGUGUAAUUGGCCUUUUGGAAGAUGUCUGAGUUUAAACUGCCUUUCUUGGGGUCAGAGGUGUGAAAUUAACUCAAGUUUAGAAUCCUUCACUGAAGGAUAUUGGUGCUAUGCCCAUUCACUUCAGAGCUGGAUGGAGUGUAGUGAUUGGAUUAUCUGGAAAAAUAGCAGUAGGAUCAUACAGGGAGAAGAAA